GCACACCCUUCCUACAGUCCCAAACUGAGACGAUGGCGGCGGCAGCGGUGGCCCGAGCGGUGCUAUUUUCUGCGGCGCGGCGGCGGAUUUGCGGUUUCACAGAGAGGCUCCUAAUCGGAGGCGCUGCUGGGCGGUCUUUAUAUUUUGGAGGAAACAGAUUGAGAAGUACACAGGCUGCUGCACAAGUUUUUCUGAAUGUUCCUGAAACUCGAGUAACCUGUUUGGAGAAUGGACUCAGGGUGGCCUCUGAAGACUCUGGGCUCGCAACAUGCACAGUUGGGCUCUGGAUUGAUGCUGGAAGUCGAUAUGAAAAUGAGAAGAAUAAUGGAACAGCUCACUUUCUGGAGCAUAUGGCUUUCAAGGGCACCAAAAAGAGAUCCCAAUUAGAUCUGGAACUUGAAAUCGAAAAUAUGGGUGCUCAUCUCAAUGCCUAUACCUCCAGAGAGCAGACUGUGUAUUAUGCCAAAGCAUUCUCUAAAGAUUUGCCAAGAGCUGUAGAAAUUCUUGCUGAUAUAAUACAAAACAGCACAUUGGGAGAAGCAGAGAUUGAACGUGAACGUGGAGUAAUCCUUAGAGAGAUGCAAGAAGUGGAAACCAAUUUACAAGAAGUUGUUUUUGAUUAUCUUCAUGCUACAGCUUAUCAAAAUACUGCACUUGGACGGACAAUUUUGGGACCAACUGAAAAUAUCAAAUCUAUAAAUCGUAAGGACUUAGUGGAUUAUAUAACCACACAUUAUAAGGGGCCAAGAAUAGUACUUGCUGCUGCUGGAGGAGUUUCCCAUGAUGAGCUGCUUGAGUUAGCAAAAUUUCAUUUUGGUGAAUCUUUGUCCACACACAAAGGAGAAAUACCAGCUCUGCCUCCGUGCAAAUUCACAGGAAGUGAGAUUCGAGUGAGGGAUGACAAGAUGCCUUUGGCACAUCUUGCAGUAGCUGUUGAAGCUGUUGGUUGGGCACAUCCAGAUACAAUCUGUCUCAUGGUUGCAAAUACACUGAUUGGCAACUGGGAUCGCUCUUUCGGAGGAGGAAUGAAUUUAUCUAGCAAGCUGGCCCAGCUUACCUGUCAUGGCAACCUCUGCCAUAGCUUCCAGUCUUUCAACACUUCCUACACAGAUACAGGAUUGUGGGGAAUCUAUAUGGUUUGUGAACCAGCCACUGUUGCAGAUAUGCUACAUGUUGUUCAAAAAGAAUGGAUGCGACUGUGUACAAGUGUCACUGAAAGUGAAGUUGCACGUGCCAAAAAUCUUCUGAAAACAAACAUGUUGCUGCAACUUGAUGGUUCCACUCCCAUCUGUGAAGAUAUAGGUAGGCAAAUGUUAUGCUAUAAUCGAAGAAUUCCCAUCCCUGAGCUUGAAGCAAGAAUUGAUGCUGUAAAUGCUGAGAUAAUUCGAGACGUGUGUACCAAAUAUAUUUAUGAUAAGAGUCCAGCUGUUGCUGCUGUUGGUCCUAUUGAGCAACUACCAGAUUUUAACCAGAUUUGCAGUAACAUGUGCUGGCUUCAUGAUUAAAAAUGCUCCUAAUAAACAUUUGGAACAUUAUAAAACUGAGACCCUCAAGUUGUAAAGAAAAAAAAAAAAAAACAUCUACACUGGUAAAUAUGAAUAAAAUACUAUAUGUCAGACUUUGAAAGGAUAAGACCACCACAAUGAAUGGUAGAUUCUCAGAGUUCAGAGAAAUUAUGCUGGGACACACUUUAAGUAUAAUUUUAAGAAUGAAAAUUUGUAUAGUAUUUUCAGUUUUAUUAUAAAAAUGCACACACAACAAA
Bubalus bubalis (water buffalo) is the source of this 1762-nucleotide messenger RNA. It is a transcript of the gene PMPCB, whose product is annotated as peptidase, mitochondrial processing subunit beta. NCBI's taxonomy places the organism in Eukaryota, Metazoa, Chordata, Mammalia, Artiodactyla, Bovidae. The record is from RefSeq and is a predicted model, not a curated record. The transcript has 13 exons. Gene Ontology annotation, cellular component: mitochondrion. Gene Ontology annotation, molecular function: metalloendopeptidase activity; metal ion binding. The coding region runs from base 33 to 1505 and encodes 490 amino acids.